Molecule: messenger RNA, 4304 nt
Organism: Pararge aegeria (speckled wood butterfly)
Lineage: Eukaryota; Metazoa; Arthropoda; Insecta; Lepidoptera; Nymphalidae
Exons: 8
Coding region: 136-4203 (1355 amino acids)
Source: RefSeq, a predicted model, not a curated record
CAUUAAACUACUUAUUUUCUACUAUAAUAAGUUUAAUUCAAUGUAGGAGUGUUUAUAAUUUAGGUCAUUUCUGUCGAAAUUAUUGUGAAUACACCCGUAAGAUUUUUUAAGAAUCUAUAGAUGUAACCCUAAUGGAUGAUGGCAAUCAACUCAUUCGAAAAACCGAGUGAAAAAAUUGGACCAGCAAUAGUGAAGUCAUUCUGUUCAAAAGUUUCUAAUCAAAAUUCAAGGUGCUUAUCACUAAUUGACUACUCGGCGGAUCAUAGCAUUUCGAGUAGUAAGAGUAAAUGUGAUAAAUUCAAGAAAAAGAAGAACACAUCUCUUUACCUUACUGAAGACAGAAUUGAAAUGCUCUCAAAGAUUACCGAGAAGAGACUCGUGCAUACGAAAACCACCGAUUUAAUUUCCUCUUAUCCUUUGGCUGUUAAAAUCUAUAAAGCUAGCUCCGAUGAGUUUAAGGCUUUGAAAAAAAGAAAAAAAGCAAAGAAAUCCGUUUUGACGCUACCAAAUGAGCAAGCUCCGUUGCCUCAAUUGUGUAUGGUUAGCGAUAUGAAUGAUUCAGAAUAUUACGAUGAAAUCAAAGAUAAAAAAAAUUCAAAACCCAAAGAAAGAACAAUUCAGGCUAACAGAAAGCUUCGUUUAAACAAGGCAAAACUAACAUUUGAUAGAGAUGCAGAAUACUGCUCGCGACUUAACAUUGAUAUGGAUAAUAGUUCAACGGAUAUGAUAAAUCAAUUUACUGGUGAUGGGAAAAAAUCUGUGAAACGUCGAAACAUACUAAAGAAAUCUGAUGUUAACACGCAUGAUGUCUGGAACAUGCUUAGGAAUAUGAAUCGUUUCCAAUUUAGGCCAUCGCCUCCCUUCUCUGAGAAUAGUAUUACCUCAACGAAGAAAAGGAAUGCUAAAAUUAAACUUAGAAAUAACAAAAUGGACACGAAGUUUAUUGAAACUUGUACAACCGAAGAAUUUACUUUUUUUUCCAAUUCAGUUGAUAAAUCUGAUCACAAUUCGAAAUCGAGCAUAGAUCGUAUUACAGUUAUUGAUAAGAAGGAUGCAUAUAAAGAAAUCCAAGAAGAACUUAAGGUUGUAAAAAAUAAAAUUCCAACCAAUCUAAGAAAAUACAAAAAAAAUAAAAAAUAUCAAUCAAAUGUAAUAUCAAGACUAAGCAGUGCCAAAGUUAAAUGUGACGGGGAGAAUGUGGGAACAUUUUACCAGAACGAGGUUAAUCUAAAGCCCGUAUUGCCUAAUAGUCUCCAAGAUGAAGUGCAAAGUCAAGAAAACAAACUUAUGCUCACAUACGACGUUUGUAAUAAUCUCAACUUGGGAUGCAUUCAUAACUGCCUGUAUUGUCACGCUAACGAAAUCGAUAAACAAUUUAAUGGCAGUGAUGAUUUUAAUCAUCUUUAUGGAAAUUCAGAUUCUAGCAAAGGAGAUAUAAUAAAAAGACUAAGUGGCGCGACACCUCUGUUAGAUGAUCAAAGUAAAGCAAACAAAUUGAGUACCUGUGUCUCAAAAGGCCAGAUACAUGGUAUAACAAAAGUUGUUUUAAGUAAAGGACAAGAUAUUGUGUUAACUAAAAAAGUCAAUCUUCCAAAGAGAAAACUACGCUUAGUGACUACAAUGCCGAGUGCUGUAUUAUAUCCUAAAUUAACUCAAGCUGAUAUUAAACGGCGGUUAGCUAAUAUCAAAUUCCCCUUAGUUAUAUUGUCAAAAGAUCAACUUACCUCUACCCCAUUUCAAGUACCGGCAAACCACGAACCACCGCACUUGGCAGGAUUAAAUGAGCAUAUCUGGCCUUUUAUGCAAAGUUGGCAAAAGAGAGUUAUAGCAAAUCCUAGUACAAAAUAUAGUGGUAAUUAUGCUGAAAAAACUACCCAAGGCAUUAAAGGCGAUUGUAUUGGGGAGAAGAUGAAACUCAACAACGGAACUAACUCUCUUGCAUUUAGAGCCAGAAAUACAGUUCACCCAAUUCCUCUUGAUAAUGUCAAGAAUAUUAAUAUUAAAGCUCCAAAGAUUAAACCAAUGCGCCAGCUAAAAGAAAGAAUGCUACAAUUUUUACACAAGAGAUACUCUUUUGUAGGGGAUAAUAAGAAAUACUUACCACAGGAAACUACUAAUCGAAAAGAACAUUUUUCUAAUAAUCUUGCCGAUGUUGGUACUAAUACAAAAAUUAAUUUCAUUGUUUCAAAAGAUCGAGACAAAAUUAUAUGUAAGAAAGAAGAGAAGAUGCUGAAUUAUACCUCAUCUCAAAUGAAACAGCCAUGGGCGAAGGGCAGGUGGGCUAGUGAGUUUAUUGAUAAUGUUAUCAAGAAAAUCAAGAACGGUGUUUAUUAUAACCAAGAUGAAAAAGGAGUUUUCAGAAACCAGUAUUGCACUACAAAAGAAGAUUCAGUUCAAACGGAAAUCCAUUUCACCCAACAAGAUUAUUGUAAAAAUUGUGCUCAGAAAUCCCAGCCAUUAAUUGACGAAGAAGAUAAAACAUACGACCUCUUUCAAUCCAUUCCAGGUUUUGAUGAAAAUCCUUCAGAUUUGCAAAUUGAAACGAUUAACAAGAAUCAAGUUGCAAUUAAGCAUUGCGUCACCAAUAUUGUUGUGCAGUUCGAUGUUGCUAUACCGUCGGAAAUAAAUACGGAGCUUCUCAUCAAUCAAUCUAUUUCCUUUGUACCAGUAUCAGUGACUCAAAAUCAUACAAAGAUAUUUAAGUCGAAUACAAUAAUUAUAAAUGCUAUGCUGCCGGCAGAACUCUGCAGUAUUUUGCCAAAUACGAUGAGAAGAAUAAUUGACAGUAAAUUAGUCUUACCAAAAAUUUUUGAUAAAGUUGAGAACCAAUUAACUUCUAUAGCUGAAAUAUUUCCUUGUAAAAGCGGCAAUUCAUUAGAACGUUUGACUCCAGUUUUUAAAGGGGUAUCCCUAGAUUUGAAAAUUAUUGGUAAAGGGAAAUUUUUAAAUAGUAAAACGAUAAUCCCUUAUAAGACAUUUGAUAUAGCAAAAAUAAAGAAUCUUUCUUUCGAAGAAUUUUAUUUUCAGAAAAAAUCUAACCUUUUGCCCCCUUUACUAACAAAUCGAUUAUUAAUGUGUCAAAUAGGCCCGAUGGCUUAUAAACUAAUAAGUUUGAAAUCACAUCGACCUCAAAAAUUAUUACCAGAACUCGAUUUCAAGAGAGCACAUCAAAAGAUAUCAUCGAUUAUGGUACUACAACCAUAUGUAUUAUCUAAUAAACAAGUGGUCUCUGCUUGUAAGUUUAAAAUGAUUGACAUGGUGGUAUCUGUAAUACUAAGCAAUCGUAGCUUUAAUAUUCAACUAAACAUGCUACAUAUAAAUCCACUUUAUAACGUAAGUUACAAAAAUGUACAUACUAUAAGCAUGAGAGUUAAAAAUGAGGAGAAUAAAGUUACUUCGAUCAUAUCCAAUAUAACGGUCAAUUCUGAUCACAACUGUUUUCAAGAACGUUUGGAAGAUGUCAAGAACCUUUCCAAUAUUGUAAAAUCAAAUACAAUUAAUAAAUAUACAGAUCGCUCACAUAGAAAUAAAUUUGAAAAUCGUAAAAGCGGCAUUGAGUUAUAUGUUUCUAAUAAUAGAAAUAAGAAAACGACUUUUGUAAGAUUAUACAAAAAAUGUAAAUCUAUGUCAAACAUCUGUAAUGAAAGAUCAGGCACUGCGCUAAGAAAAAUAGCAAAUUUAGAUGAUUUUUUCUUAGCUUUAGGUGCAACCAAGGCUUUGGCUAAUGUAACCGAUGGAAUAAUCGAGAGAAAGAUUUUGACAGCAGUAAAAGAGGUCAAAAACUGGAUAAAUGAGAUAACGCCAAGACAAGCUCUGCUCAUUUUACUUUUAGCUAAUAAAAAGGAUACAUCGAAUUUAUUGCGGUAUCGCUUGGUUAUACUUCAAGGGAUUGCUGUAAAAAGGAUCACGCGUGCUUCGGAACUAGAUAUGGAAAUAGAAGUUAUCGAGAGAGAAAAAUUAAAUACAUUUUCACCGUAUGAAGGAAUUUCUUAUUUACCGGCAUCCGUUGAAAAUCAGGACAGUCUCUUAGAAGAAUUGUACUGGAUUGCUAAAACAACCGCUUCAGAUUAUCAAAAGCCCUUCGAUGAAUCCUCUGAAAGAUUGUUAAAAUCACUUUUGGAGAAGAGGAAAAAGUUGAACCCGUCCUAUCUUCGCGUAAUGGCCCGCUAUGUCGGUCUUGGUUUGCUGAAAUCGCCGAAUUGAAAAAGAUUUUCCAAAAUUUAAAUUAUUGUAAUGGUGAUUUAUUAACCUACAUUUCAUCGUUUGUAUUGUUUUUUUUUAAAUUAAAUCAUUUAUUGAUUUCA